UCUCAAUCUCAAAGCACCCUGCCGAACCUCCAUCAACCCGAACCGAUCCCCUUCCUCGCGAUAUCCUCCAACACCUUCAAAAUGUCGUGGCUCGGUGUCCAACCCUUCAAGAAGUUCCCGGCUCCCUUCCUGAAGCCGUACUGGCCCUUCUUCGCUGCCGGUGUUGUCAUCGCCUACGGUGUCAACUCUAUCCAGACCAGCAUGAUGAGCUCUGCCGAGUGGAAGAACGACGCCCGCAACCCCAACGCCAAGACUGGCGGCCACUAAAUCGGACAUGGAGGAACUUGAGAUUUCGUCGAAGAAAACACAAUCGAUCCGCUCGAGCGCGAGCCCCGGAUCCUGUGAGAUGGAAUUGUAUCAUAGAGUCGCAUAAGGGGCUUAAUUGACCUAUUGUCAAAACGAAUCGUCUCGACAUACGUCCCACGUGCCUGGAUUGCUUGCCAACCCCAAUGCUGUUGUCCAUGCGACACAACAAUCGAACCAUUCAAACUGGAAACUGGAAAUGCGACUGAGAGGAUCUGGCCGUGUCAUUGGCUAUUUACCACCUUGAGAGCUCUCGAGAAAGUUUUUCUUAUCGUAGCUUAUAUAUCUAUUGCCGACGUGAUGCGUUUUCGCUGGUAAUCUAACUUGUGUAAUAUGUCAACCGUGGACCUCCAAUUGUGGCCUUGGCUUGGCACAAUGAGGAAAUCAUAGUAAUUAGGCGUCUCCAAACUCAUAGACCGUAGAAAUAUGUCA
This is a messenger RNA of Ilyonectria robusta, 735 nucleotides long. RefSeq names its product ATPase, F0 complex, subunit J. Gene Ontology annotation, molecular function: proton transmembrane transporter activity. The transcript is spliced from 4 exons. The coding region runs from base 82 to 267 and encodes 61 amino acids. The record is from RefSeq and is a predicted model, not a curated record. Gene Ontology annotation, biological process: proton motive force-driven ATP synthesis. NCBI's taxonomy places the organism in Eukaryota, Fungi, Ascomycota, Sordariomycetes, Hypocreales, Nectriaceae.